AUGGCGGAGAGAAUUCGCCAAACACCCAAGCAGAGGCACGCCGAAUCUCCAUCUUCAUCAUCAUCCACCAUUUUUGACAACGAAAGCGUCGCUACUACCGCCACAAUUUCUCUCCUUCACAACAUCAAACAGCGAGUUACGAUAUCACUAGAACAAAGCAACAGUGGCUUCCGAAAAUUCCUCUGGGAUGUCAUGCGUACCCAUUUAAUUGAUCGCAGAGUCACUGUCCUCAAAACGUUCAUGCAGCGCCUCGAACACAAGCUUAAUGCAUUGGAUGAAGCAGGAAUCGAAGAAUUUCGGGACAUAUUCGUUGAACUUGGCUUCACGGGCAACUUUAUUUUACGUUUCGCUCAACACGAGCAGGGCAUCAACUCAAACUACGUGAUGCACAUGUUUCUGGAUUGCCUGCGGCACCAUCUACAGGAUGGAUCUCAAGAUCUCCGUCAAUACGUGAUUGGGCUGUGUGGAUCUUCUUUCCACGCCGCUCUUGGGGAAAUCAUGGUAACCAGGCUUGCGCAAGGAUACGUCACCAGCGGAACUGGUUUCAGUCACUACCCUGCUAGGCGCAGUGUGGAUCCACCGAGACGUAAGUCCGCAUGGGCAAAGAACUGGCAAUGGACUCGUGAUAACAGUUGCCUGAUGGAGAAUGUCAAGGGAGAGGUGGCCCGGAAACAGCGCUUAUUGGAGGCAAAACGAGAAGAGAUCGAUCUACAGGGAUUACCGGACCUGGUCGAGCUGAUGAUGAUGGACAAAGCCUAG
Messenger RNA from Ramularia collo-cygni, 759 nucleotides. RefSeq lists its product as uncharacterized. The coding region runs from base 1 to 759 and encodes 252 amino acids. The record is from RefSeq and is a predicted model, not a curated record. The transcript has a single exon. Lineage: Eukaryota; Fungi; Ascomycota; Dothideomycetes; Mycosphaerellales; Mycosphaerellaceae.